CAGCCGUCUGGCAGAUACCCUAACACCUCUCCCUCACAUCUCCCACGAAAUUUCCACUUCGCCAUGGCCUUAGAACUCGAUCAGAAGAGUCUCGAGCAGGCGUUUCAGGGAAGGCCUGAUAUACAGAAUGCUAUUAGAACCGCUGCCGUGGCGCCAGCGUACAUCGAGCUCUUCAACCAGAUCUCGCUGCACGUCUGCAGUCUCACGGGCUCGAGCGCUGCGUCCCCCGAACCCGCCACGAAGAAGAGACGGCUGGAUGAAGGAGAGAUCCCCAGUCGCCCUGCUCCAAAGGGCCAGACUGCCUCGAACGGAACAGCGAGCGGCGACGAGCCCGUUUUGCUUGAGAUCAAUGAUAUCUCGGUCGUGGUCCCCCAGCGGAAGAAAUACACCCUCUGCUUCACGGACACGUAUCUUUAUGCGCGGCUACCUGGCUCGAAGGAGCCCGUGGCGGGGAUGAGCUACGCUUGGAAGGAUAUCGACCAAGCAUUCUGCCUUCCCGUGCCCGAGAAAUCCCAAAAACAGCAUAACUACAUCCUCUCCCUCCCAUCCUCUCUCCUCCCGCCCUCCAAACCCAGCCCAGGCACGCCUCCCCCUCCCGAACCUCUCGUCUUCACCAUCCCCUCGACCGCCCCCAAACCCGGCUCCAUCUCCGGCCCCCUCGCCGCCUCGGCGUCCGCCGUAUCAGAUGACUACAAGACGCUCCUCGACUGGGCGCUCUCCACGCGCUUGAAGGCCGCCAGCAACCCACUGAAAAUCACCUACGCCGACGAGAAACUCUUUCACUCCACCCAGCGCCAGGCGCACCGCCCCGACGAGAAAGCCGUCCACGUGACAGCGUUCCGCGGCUCCAAAGACGGCUAUCUCUUCUUCCUCCCGCGCGGGAUCCUCUGGGGUUUCAAAAAGCCGCUCCUCUUCAUCCCGCACGAGCGUAUCGUCGCAGUCUCGUACACGAGCGUGCUGCAGCGGACCUUUAACCUGAGCGUCGAAGUCGACAUCUCCUCUUCCUCGUCAGGGCCCAAGAACGAAGCGGGAGAGGAAGGCGAAGGCGAAGAGGAAACGCAAGAAUUCGAAUUCUCGAUGCUGGACCAAGAGGACUUCGCGAACAUCGACGCUUUCGUCAAGCGGCACGGGCUUCAAGACCGGAGCAUGGCGGAGCAGCGCCGGGCCAAGAGAUUGAACGUCAAUGUGGUGCGGGACGAGCAGGGGAACGUGGUGGGCAGUGUUGAAGCGGGCGAGUUGGAGCGCGCGGGUGUGGAAGCUGGGGAGGAGGGGCCAGGAGAGGUGGAGGGUGGUGAGCUGGAUGAUGAGGAUGAUGAGGAGGAGGAGGAUUAUGAUCCCGGGAGUGAGGGGGAGAGUGAAGGGGAGGGAACGAGUAGUAGUGAAGAGGAAGAGGAGGGGGAGGGCGCAGCUGGGGGCGAAGAAGGAGAGGAGGAUGACGAUGAGGAUGAGCUGUGAUUGUUGGACACCUUGCUUCUAGCGAGAGCUGAAACUUAGAUACCUGUACUGGAAUUUGCUGAACUGUACUGGAAAUAGGGCAGGAUGAGAUGUACCUUGGAUGGACAAAUAGAAAUGAAUGAAUGAAGGUUGGAAAACAAGGCAUCACGUUACCAGAG
Molecule: messenger RNA, 1613 nt
Organism: Amorphotheca resinae ATCC 22711
Lineage: Eukaryota; Fungi; Ascomycota; Leotiomycetes; Helotiales; Amorphothecaceae
Exons: 3
Coding region: 64-1455 (463 amino acids)
Molecular function (GO): nucleosome binding; histone binding
Source: RefSeq, a predicted model, not a curated record